CUGUGAGGACUCUUCACGUGUCCGCGAUUGAGGAAAGUCAGCGCGUGUCUACCUCAAGUCAGGGAACGCCGUCCUGCUAGCCGCCAUGAUUUGCUUCUUUCUCUCACUAUUUGCUCAAGUUUUCCAGUCAGGCUGGACAGGUGUGAACGAGCGCACCUUCAUUGCCAUAAAACCUGACGGCGUGCAGCGGAAACUGGUGGGUGAAAUCGUGCAGCGCUUUGAGAAGAAGGGAUUCAAACUGGUGGCACUCAAACUUGUGAAGGCAUCGGAGGACCUUCUCCAGGACCACUACUGGGACCUGAGGAGCAAGCCGUUCUUCCGUGGACUCAUCGGCUACAUGAGCUCCGGUCCAGUUGUUGCCAUGGUGUGGCAGGGUCUCGAUGUGGUCAAGACGGCACGCAAGAUGCUGGGUGAGACCAACCCCGCUGAGUCGCUCCCUGGGACCAUUCGAGGAGAUUACUGCGUGGAAGUGGGAAGGAACGUGAUCCACGGCAGCGACUCUGUGGCGAGCGCCCAGAAGGAAAUCUCGCUGUGGUUCAGGCAGAAGGAGCUCCAGCGCUGGGACAGCAACAGCAAUCCCUGGAUCUACUGACCACGUCGGACUUGUGAUGACACCAACAUGACGCUUGGAACCUCAGCCCAGGUCCAGCUUAGAGGUCCAGCUUAUUUUGACACUAUUGAGGUGAGUGCAUGAAGCCAUGGCUCCACCCACCUCCAGCUCAUUUUAAAGGCAAAUCAAAGUUAGAUUCCUAUUUAAGUGUAUUUCUCGUUCCUGGUUUAACAAGAAAUGUUUUGGAUAGUUCUUUAAAAAAAACUAAACAGUAUAUUUGACAAUCGAUUUUUUGCACAGUUUACUUCAAUAAUAUUCUUACUGCAUUUGCACAACAGCUUUUUGGUGUGAAGAGCUAAUGCUAAAAGCUUUUACCCCUUAAGUGGAAUUAACCACAACAAAGGAAGCUGUAAGCCAAUGUUUGCCUUCCGUGCAGCCAAGUUAUGCUUAAACAUAGAAUGUCCAUGGCUGCAUGAAUGUAGAAAUGCAUGUAGUGUACAUGUCAACUACAUGUCAACACGCUGACCCUUUAAAGUCCCAAUUGGCGUUGAAAUUACAUUUGGUUUAUGUUAGCAUUGUCAAAUUAAAAUAUUUCACU
Messenger RNA from Doryrhamphus excisus (bluestripe pipefish), 1148 nucleotides. It is a transcript of the gene nme3, whose product is annotated as NME/NM23 nucleoside diphosphate kinase 3. NCBI's taxonomy places the organism in Eukaryota, Metazoa, Chordata, Actinopteri, Syngnathiformes, Syngnathidae. Gene Ontology annotation, molecular function: nucleoside diphosphate kinase activity. Gene Ontology annotation, biological process: CTP biosynthetic process; UTP biosynthetic process; GTP biosynthetic process. The record is from RefSeq and is a predicted model, not a curated record.